Molecule: messenger RNA, 3019 nt
Organism: Lethenteron reissneri (Far Eastern brook lamprey)
Lineage: Eukaryota; Metazoa; Chordata; Hyperoartia; Petromyzontiformes; Petromyzontidae
Gene: TMED2
Product: transmembrane p24 trafficking protein 2
Source: RefSeq, a predicted model, not a curated record
GGGCCAAUGGGAGCGCGCCGUCCCCGGGCCUGGCUGCUGCAGAGGAGCAAUGGCGCCGCUCGUGCCCAGGCCGCUGUCGCUGCUCGCGCUGCUCGCGCUGCUGCUGCUGGGCGCCGCGCCGCGCUCGGGCCUCGCCUUCUUCAUCAGCGUGGACGCGCACGCCGAGGAGUGCUUCUUCGAGAAGGUCACGUCCGGCACGAAGAUGGGGCUCAUCUUCGAGGUGGCCGAGGGCGGCUUCCUGGACAUCGACGUGGAGAUCACAGGGCCCGAUGGACGGGAGAUCUACCGUGGGGAUCGUGAAUCCAACGGCAAGUACACCUUCGCGGCCCACAUGGACGGCGUCUACAAGUUCUGCUUCGGCAACAAGAUGUCCACCAUGACGCCCAAGAUGGUCAUGUUCACCAUCGACAUGGGCGAGACUCCCAAGGGCCAGGACAUGGAGACCGAGGGUCGAGAUACGUGGGAGGGUAUGUGUUUCCCCGUGGCGGUGUGCGCGCGUGUGUGUGUGCCCCUUGGCAGUGUUCAUUGUGUGACCAAGCCUCUAGUCUCUAGUGGCUGCCUUGUAGACUAACUGGUGAGGCUGCCUGAGGUGUUGUUUUGCUCGUAGGUAACAUAACUUUGGAAAAAAAAAUUCCCAAUUAAUACCGGACGUAACAAUGUCCACAGCGCUAACUUUAGUAAUGCAUUGCAUGCUAACACGUGGAAUUACAAGAAUGCCCUGUUGCAGUGACACUUCCGGCAGUACUUGAGGCAUCAUAUAGUGCUCAUUGUUAGCCAGUGCCUAUAGACACACUCACACCGUCACUCACGAUUAUCCGGCAUAUAACGGUGGAGGGACGUCCCGGAUAAAGAAUAAACAAGGAAAAUGCAAAACAAUUCAAUGUAAGAUAUAACACGAAGGUAUUUUUAACUAGUGUUCAAUGGGAGUGAUGAAUUCGAAGUUGUGUUUAGAGGCUAUUUUACAUGCAUUGUUUUGCGCUGUUUUUGUUUUAUCGCCCCCCCCCGUCCCCCACUGAGUGCUUCUUAGAGGAAGUGGUUUACUUGUGGAUGUUUGUGGUCAUCGAGGCACUGAGUUGCUGAUCCACGAUGAGUGAGGAGCAGCUCAUAAUUUGAAGCAGUGUGCCCAUAGUUAUAUAUUUAUUUUUAACAAGCGUGGUUAAGCCACAAUCCAGAUAAUCCGGCCACAGAUAAUUGUGCGUUGGCUGUAUUUAGUGCUUGAAAAACAAGAGGCUGGUUUGACCUUCAUCUUCAGCUUGUGGGAUUGCGUUGGUGGCCAUUAUAUAGACACGCUGACGGGCGUAGCUUUGUGACCCACGUGUGUAACGGCCUGCGUGCGUGUGUAACGGCCUGCGUGCGUGCGUGUCGCAGCUCAUCAAACAAGUUGGAGGAGAUGAUUAACGAACUCGCCACGGCCAUGACGGCCGUCAAGCAUGAGCAGGAGUACAUGGAGGUCCGCGAGCGGAUCCAUCGGUCGGUGAAUGACAACACCAACAGUCGUGUGGUGCUCUGGGCCUUCUUCGAGGCGCUGGUCCUGGUUGCCAUGACGCUGGGCCAGAUCUACUACCUGAAGCGCUUCUUCGAAGUGCGGCGGGUGGUGUGAGCGGCAUCAUCGGCGCGGAAUCUUCCCCCCCCCCCCCCACGCGCCGUCACCUUGGUCCGUAAACACUGUCUCGUCAGCAGCCAGACGCAAUCCUCACACAGGGUUGAUAACCACAGCACCCACAAGUCAUUAUUUAUGUGUUUUAUUAACAGGUUCCGGUUGCCAUAGAGGCUUAGGUUUAGGAGCUUGUGUGCAGGGUGCAACAAUCUAAAUUCCCCCAUACACGUUUUCUGCUUGAAGUGGGUUUUUUUUUGUAUGUGGCAGGGGCCAUCAAAGUUUAGUGAAUGAGGUCACCGUGACUCUGGUCAAGAGCUUAUCGUUUCAUCCCAUUUUUUCCGAAUCUCAAUGUUGAGCCAGUUCGAAUCACGUUACAGUGCACUUACGUUGCCAUUGGCUAUACUGAAAACCUAAUGUGUAACGGGUAUGGCGUGAACGUACCGUUCAUGUCCUACAUGUGCUCUCCGUGCCCUACAUUUAAGACGCCAAGACACCUCGGCGGGGAUUGUGCAAGCACAGCUCAACACGAUCUCACUGCCAUCUUCAUUAACGCUGCACUACGACCUACGCAGUCGGAUAAAAUAAUUUCGACCGACUUGGAGAACACCGUUUAGGGGCCAUCCAUUUAGUAUGUACGCAAAAAUCUGUCCGCGUGACCCCUCCCCCCCCCCUCUCCCUGUACGCACGCGUACUUUUUACACCCCCCCCACCUGCGUACGUACGCUUGACUCACACCCCCACCCCCACCGAAUCCUAUAGAACGGUCGAUAUUUAAUCCACGCAGAAACGAUCAAGGAUUAAUAAUAUUGACGUGCUUAAGCAAACAGUCCACCACCGGCUGCAUCAAGGAAUUAAGUCGCGUACCUUUAAAAGGUUUGUCUGGUGUCCGCUAGAUUCAAAUGCCGACUGAACCCAGCCGAACAGGUGAUAUAUAAUCUAGGAAUUGUCAACACGUGCAAUGUCAGGCUUCAGCCUGACUUGGUUAUCGAGGCUUCGAUAACCAGUAGACCCCCCCCAUACGCAAGCGUAUGCAUUUGGGUUAACCCCGUCCAUGCGCACGUACUAAAUGGAUGGCCCCUUACAAUGUGACCCACACACUGGAUCGUCGGAGAUGGUUGAUGUGUUACCUUUGAAAGAUUCUGUUAAUGACGGUGGAGGUGAGAGUUGAUUUCAGUCCCGUUCUGCAUCUCUUGGCCGCCCCUACCACCACCUCGUCCCUCCCGUGCCCUCCCCUUGUCAGAAGACGCUUUAUUUUCAAUUUCUGUUUGGACUGCGAUUUGUUGCGGAGCUAAAGUACGGGGAGUUGCGAAGUCGCGUUUGUCUGGUGGGGUUUUUAUUAAAGAGAACACGGUUUUGUUAAUUGCCGCAGAAAUGUGCUUGGACUGUUGAAUGAACAGUAGAAUAAAGAUGAGAAAACCUCCA